AAAGGGGGGGGUCUCGGCGGCAGGAGGAGGAGUAGGUGCGGGUGAAGAUGGCGGCAGCCGAGGCCGCGAACUGCAUCAUGGAGAAUUUUGUAGCCACCUUGGCUAAUGGGAUGAGCCUCCAGCCGCCUCUUGAAGAAGUCUCCUGUGGCCAAGCAGAAAGCAGCGAGAAGCCCAACGCUGAGGACAUGACGUCCAAAGAUUACUACUUUGAUUCCUAUGCUCACUUCGGCAUUCACGAGGAGAUGCUGAAAGAUGAGGUACGCACCCUCACGUACCGAAACUCCAUGUUUCACAACCGGCACCUCUUCAAGGACAAGGUGGUGCUGGACGUGGGCUCGGGCACAGGGAUCCUCUGUAUGUUCGCUGCCAAGGCCGGAGCCCGCAAGGUCAUCGGGAUCGAGUGUUCCAGUAUCUCUGAUUAUGCGGUGAAGAUCGUCAAAGCCAACAAGUUAGACCACGUGGUGACCAUCAUCAAGGGGAAGGUGGAGGAGGUGGAGCUUCCGGUGGAGAAGGUUGACAUCAUUAUCAGCGAGUGGAUGGGCUACUGCCUUUUCUACGAGUCAAUGCUCAACACCGUUCUCUAUGCCCGAGACAAGUGGCUGGCACCCGAUGGCCUCAUCUUCCCAGACCGGGCCACGCUGUAUGUGACGGCCAUCGAAGACCGGCAGUACAAAGACUACAAGAUCCACUGGUGGGAGAACGUAUAUGGCUUUGACAUGUCUUGCAUCAAAGACGUGGCCAUCAAGGAGCCCCUGGUGGACGUGGUGGACCCCAAGCAGUUGGUCACCAACGCCUGCCUCAUAAAGGAGGUGGACAUCUACACUGUCAAGGUGGAAGACCUGACCUUCACCUCCCCCUUCUGCCUGCAAGUGAAGCGGAAUGACUACGUGCACGCGCUGGUGGCCUACUUCAACAUCGAGUUCACUCGCUGCCACAAGAGGACAGGCUUCUCCACCAGCCCCGAGUCCCCGUACACGCACUGGAAGCAGACCGUGUUCUACAUGGAGGACUACCUGACCGUGAAGACGGGCGAGGAGAUCUUUGGCACCAUUGGCAUGCGGCCCAAUGCCAAGAAUAAUCGCGACCUGGACUUCACCAUCGACCUGGACUUCAAGGGCCAGCUGUGCGAGCUGUCCUGCUCCACUGACUACCGGAUGCGCUGAGGCGGCGCCCGGCUUCUCCCACCCCGGCCGGGCCGGCCCUGCACGGGCCCAGGGGCUGCGGCAUCCUUAGGCAGUUUGGGGGCUCCCCCUUCCUCUCCUUCCCUCCCUCAGAAGGGGGUUUUAGGGGCCUGGGCUGGGAGGGGGGGGCACAUCGUGACUGUGUUUUUCAUAACUUAUGUUUUUAUAUGGUUGCAUUUACGCCAAUAAAUCCUCAGCUGGGACGGCUCGGCUUCCUGGGGGGCGGAGUGGGGUCUCUACCGUCCACACCCUCCACCGGGGUCACUUCCCCCGUCCGCCUCUCCGGGCCUGUGUCCUCCCCCAACCCCCUCACUCAUGCCCCCUGAGGCCCCAUUCCCACUUGUCCCCAUUGGGCAGGGCUCCCGCUCCACUGCCCUGCUGGGCUGGGGGAGGGUUGGGUGUGGGUUCCCAGCACAGCUGGGCCCUUAGGUUUCCCAGAAAGCCAUCUUCCCCCCGCCACCCCCCCAGCACACACAUUGUUCCUCUGGCUGUUUUUUCCUGUCUGGGACCCUCCAAGGCCAGGCCAGGGCUGACUGGCAGUGACUGCUGCCCUGCCUGCUGCUGCCGCUGGGGAAACUGAGUCAUGGGGGGGUUGUUAGGGGAUAGAACUUGUGGGGAGGGGGUGUCUGCUUCUCUCCCCAGCCUUGCUUGGAACUUAGAGUUGGGGGACAAGGGAAGGGUCCCCUCCUAGGGCCACAGGGCCUCCCUGCCUCCCCAGAGGCUAUCCCAACCUCAGCUCCCCAGGGCCCCUCUGUUCAGCCUCUGCUGCAGGCAUGGUAUCCACACCCGACCCUUCCCACGGCCUUGUGUACAGAGCCCUUCGUCCCCCAGGAUGCUGUCCCAGGACCUGGACCACCUAAGCCACCAGAAUUUUCCUUUUCAUGGCCCUGCUGACACCUGCUUCAGUACAGCUGAAGCCCUAGGCCCUGUGGGUCUUCGCACCUGUCUACACCUCUUCCCCUUCCAGGAUGGUGUCUGCAGGCUAUUCCGGGGCCCAGACUCCCUUUGUCCACACCCUGGGGUGGCUCUGCAACAUGCCCCGCAUUGUCCUGCCCACGAAGGAGCCUGGCCAUUCGAAGGCAGGGUCCCUGAUGGGUUGAGGUUGAAGUCCCAGAAGCCCAGCGCCUCCCUGCCCCCACCCCUUUCCUGGAAGCCCUAAGCUGUGUCACCACUAGCAGGUGUCAGCUGCCCCGCCCCUCUUCCCUCCUUAAAAGGUCAGAGCGCCGCUGCGUGACCAGCACACCCGUGUGGGGCUCCGACGCCAAGGAACAGGACGUGGGGAUCCAGGUUCUGUCUUCCCUUCUGGCGUGGUGUGGCCUGGACUCGGCCUCGGUUCCCCCCCCCCCCGCCCCCCCGGGGGAGUGGGGACUGGCACCGAAGCGGGAGUCGGGAGGGGGCGGGGCCGCACUCCAGACGGGCCGCUUCGCCCAGGGGUUUCGAGGACCACUCCCGGCCCCACCCCACGAUGACUUCCCACGUCCUCCUGUUGCUUCUCGCCUCCUCCAUCCUGGGGGACCCGGACUCUGCGGGCAGACGGCCCCUGCAUCAGGUCGCCCAGAACCGCAGGCGCCUCUGUUCCCUGGGCACAUGCCAGACGCACCGCCUGCCAGAGAUUAUAUACUGGCUCAGCUCUGCCUCCACCAAAGAGCUCUCAGGGAAGGCCGGCCGCGAGCCCCAGGACCCCCACAGCUACGGGCGCCGCCGUAAGCGCGACGCCAGAGUCCUGCUCCGUCUCUAUGACCCUGGCCCGAAGAAAAGAGGCCAGCGCAGUGCCCGGCUGGCUGGGUGACGUCGGGCACGUCCCUGUUCCUCCUCUGGCCUCAGCUUACCUACCUGUGUAUUGGGGCCACGAUCCCAAGUUUCUUUUGCCCUCCAUCUCCUGGGCUCACUCAGAAACUGUCUCCCCCCGGCUGUGACUGGGGCUGGACUCGGUGCACACCGGACCUAGCAUGUACAAAGAAUACUAUCGUCCAGAGCCUAAUAAAACGAGUUUCACGUUUCA
Molecule: messenger RNA, 3183 nt
Organism: Panthera uncia (snow leopard)
Lineage: Eukaryota; Metazoa; Chordata; Mammalia; Carnivora; Felidae
Gene: PRMT1
Product: protein arginine methyltransferase 1
Exons: 12
Coding region: 48-1163 (371 amino acids)
Cellular component (GO): nucleus
Molecular function (GO): protein-arginine N-methyltransferase activity
Source: RefSeq, a predicted model, not a curated record